UCGCUGUGCUCCAAGAUGGCGGCUUCCAGUGCUCCUGGUUACACAUCAUAAGCAUUCGAAAGCGAAAUAUCUCCGUCCACCGGCUGUUUGAAUCCAUGAGGGAGCCGGGAGCUGUCGACACUGAAACACGGAAGCUGUUCCCCCGUGGUUUGUUCAUGUCGGUGUCGGAGUGAAGCGGAUUGUGUUUACCGAGUAUGGCCACCGAGAACAGGAUCAAUUUCUGGAGGAGAAACGCAAAGGUUCCCGGAAGGUAUCCCAAAGACACAAAGCCCAAAUUCAACAAUCUAAAAACAAAAAAGGCCUCUAGCUUCCACGAGUUUGCUUGCAGCACCAACGAUGCCUGGGACAUCGAUGAUGAGGAAGACGAUGAUUUCCUCGGGAGCCCCGCCCCAACUUCAUCCCUGUCAUCAGGCCUGCCCUCUACGCCUGCACAGAUCCAUCACCAGAGUCAGGCAGGUGACUCGGAGAGCAAGGUGUCACACAGACUGGCAUCUCUUAGCUCAGAACCUGAGAACCUCCAGGAUGUUCUAGAGGAAGACGUGGACAGUGAGACCAUCAAUGGCAAGGUUGUCAAGUCUAAUAGUGAGACCCACCUCAACUCGUCCUCAGUCAGAUCCACACUGCAGAAGCAGCAGUCUCUCCCAGUUCGUCCCAUCAUCCCACUAGUGGCUCGGAUAUCCGACCAGAAUUCCUCCGGGGCUCCACCCAUGACGGUGCGGGAGAAGAGCCGACUGGACAAAUUCAAGUAUCUGCUUGCCAGUCCCAACACUGAUCUAGAGGAACUUCGGAAGCACAGCUGGUCAGGUAUUCCAAAGAAAGUCCGGCCAAUCACAUGGAGACUUCUCUCUGGCUACCUGCCGGCCAACAAGGACCGCAGAGACCUGGUGCUAAAAAGGAAGCGAGAAGAAUACUUUGGAUUCAUUGAGCAGUAUUACCACUCUAGAACAGACGAGCACUUCAAGGACACAUACAGACAGAUCCACAUUGACAUUCCAAGAACAAACCCUCUGAUUCCCCUGUUCCAGCAGCCUGUGGUACAAGAGGUUUUCGAGCGUAUCCUCUUUAUCUGGGCCAUCCGUCACCCGGCCAGUGGCUACGUCCAGGGAAUCAAUGACCUAGUCACACCCUUCUUUGUCGUCUUCUUGUCAGAGUUUGUCAUGGAGGAUGUGGAGAACUUUGAGAUGGCAGCGCUGCCUCUGGAAACCCAGAGAAACAUCGAAGCUGAUAGCUUCUGGUGCAUGAGUAAGCUGCUGGACGGAAUCCAGGACAACUACACCUUUGCUCAGCCUGGAAUCCAGAACAAAGUAAAGGCUUUAGAGGAGCUGGUCAGCAGGAUAGAUGAGGACAUUCACAAUCAUUUCAAGAGGUAUGAGGUAGAGUACCUGCAGUUUGCUUUCCGUUGGAUGAACAAUCUGCUGAUGAGGGAGCUGCCUCUUCGUUGCACUAUCCGUCUCUGGGACACCUACCAGGCUGAAGCAGAGGGUUUCUCCCACUUCCACCUGUACGUCUGCGCUGCUUUUCUCAUUGAGUGGCGCAAAGAAAUUCUCUCCAUGGUUGACUUUCAGGGCCUCCUCAUGCUACUGCAGAAUGUUCCGACAAUCCACUGGGGGAACGAGGAAGUGGGUCUCCUCCUGGCUGAGGCCUACAGACUGAAGUACAUGUUUGCAGAUGCACCCAGCCACUACAAGAGAUAGCUUCAGGGCCACCUCGUCUUAGCAAACACAGUACUUUCAAACUUCCAAUCAAACCAGACUGUGACUGUGAGAGACACACUCCAUUCGGAGGUCCUUGAAAAAAAAAAAAAAAAAAAUGAAGUGUUGUCUCUGAGAUGUAUUCUGGUGUCAUCAAGUGUGGCUCCAGGAGACAUGUCGGAUGUUUCCUCAGAGCCACUGGACUUCUCUUGUCAAUUUCCACUGGACAAUGAAAAGCUCAUGGUGCAGCCGUCAAGCUCAGUGAAAAUGAGAUUAUUUGCAGUUAUAGUACUGCACUGUAUCAAUGGACGGUUACCACAACCAUAGCUAUGCCAUUUUGGUGGACCUGUACUGUUGGUCAAGCAACAUUGAUUGUCUCUCAAGUCAAGCGUACACUGAGAUGUACAUGCUGUAAUAUAAAGGGAUGAUGAAUGUUUGUGAGAUCAUCCUCUAGUGAAAGAUGACUUGUUGUAGUUAAUGUUUUACAGUGGAAACAUAUUAGAUGUAACCCAAGAAACUAAAUCACCUUGUCAGUUUUCUUUUUUACAAAUGUGUUUAGUCUGACACUGUUGAGCUGUUCUGAAUAAGGACAGCUAAUCUUUGUGUAUAUGUUGGUUCAGGGUUACCAAAUCUGCACUGUACAAUCAACCAGUCAAAGUCCAGAGUUUGGGCCUAAAUCACUCAAUGGAAUCAGUUUCCACUAAUGAUAUGUUAGUUUGUAUUUAGGUCUCAGACCCAACGGUAGCAAAUGGUAGGUACUGUGUUUCCUUUCAGGUUCUGUUUUGAUGGAAGGUGGAGAAACUGAUUUGAUAUUUUUUAGAAUAACUAUCAGGCUCUUUGUUGCAGCUCCUAAAUGUCAACACUGGUACAUUUUGAAAUUGAAAUUGGGCUUUGAAGAGAAAAACUUCAGGUUGGCGUGGCUGUGGAACUCAUACAUAUGUCUGCUGAAGUGGGUCUGAUUUAAUGAUGCAACUGACUUAGAUUAAUCUAAGUGUUAUUAUAUUUUAGGCAAUUGAAAUACAAUUUGAGUUAAAGAUUGUAGCACAUAUUCUAACAGCACAAAACGAGAUCAGUAACCACUGAUCUUUGGGCCCGAGUGUUUGUUUUACCAAACUCCAUUUGUAUGCGUAACAAUAAGAGUAGCAUUCUUAUUAACGAUCUUAUGAUAGUCUUUGCGCUAUCGAAUUAAAAACCUCUGGCCAUUGUAAAAAAAAAAAUUUUAAAACACAAAGAAACUGCAGAUAAUAAAAAUUUGUUUAUCAUGAUUGUUUAUGGAGAUUUUGAACUGAGAAAGUUCCCCUGUCAAUGUCUAUUGGUACUAAAAGACAUUUAGUGGCACAUUCCUACCUACGGACACAGUGCAGCUCAUUUGUGGUGAAUUCUGAACAUACUCCAUCCUGUCACAGUAUAACAUGGAUAAAUGUUUAUGCUUGUGUUUUACAUGUGUUUCUGAUUUGGUUUCCUCUUUCCUGUGUUUAUUUGUAGCAGCAUUUUUCAGCGUGUGUGUUUUUGAGUGUGUGGUUGGGGGGAGGGUGUUGACUAUUACUCGAGGACCUUCAUUACCAGUGAUAGUUAUUAUACAGCCCUGCUCAUUGUCCACUACAACUAAUUUAAUUGGGAAGUAUUGGAAGUCUUACUUCGGGUCCAGGAAUGGGUGGGGUCACUUUAUGACAUUAUAUUCAGUAAGGGAGACACUGAUGCUGAAAACUAAUUAGUAAACUCGAUCAUUUUAAUUUUUGGAAAAGUCUUAACAAUCUUAUACCUGUUAAUAGAUCAUUCAUUCUCAGUUCGGCAUUAUUAAUCCACCAGUAAUCUCGUUUUUAUCCGCCUUCUUUCAGCUGAAACAUGGUCACAGUUUGCCUUCAGCCUUAACGUUGGUUUUCUUCAUUCAGGUGCACCAAGUGAUUGUUUCCCUACACUGAUGGUAUUGGUCACUCCAUGCUGUGCUUGUGUUAAAGGUCAAGGGUCGUCAAUUAGAAUUUCGAUAACAAAAGGCCGACUAAAACGGACAACUUGCUGAUUUGUACCAAGAAGUGUUUGUGCUGUUUCAACAUUCAUCUUUGUUGGGCCGAUACAAUGUGUUUUAUUAGAGUGCUUUUAUUAGAGUUCACUGCUGGCUCCAGCCUUGAAUGAUGAAAUAUAAAAUUAUUACAGUACCUGCUGUAUGUUAACUUUUUGUUUAUAUUAAACUAUUGUUAUACAAGUGCCAA
Messenger RNA from Pleuronectes platessa (European plaice), 3901 nucleotides. It is a transcript of the gene tbc1d22b, whose product is annotated as TBC1 domain family, member 22B. Gene Ontology annotation, biological process: activation of GTPase activity. Bases 195 to 1694 code for a protein of 499 amino acids. The record is from RefSeq and is a predicted model, not a curated record. The transcript has 13 exons. Gene Ontology annotation, molecular function: GTPase activator activity. NCBI's taxonomy places the organism in Eukaryota, Metazoa, Chordata, Actinopteri, Pleuronectiformes, Pleuronectidae.